Entelurus aequoreus (snake pipefish) is the source of this 1726-nucleotide messenger RNA. Its product is annotated as glutaryl-CoA dehydrogenase, mitochondrial-like. Gene Ontology annotation, cellular component: mitochondrial inner membrane. Gene Ontology annotation, biological process: fatty acid beta-oxidation using acyl-CoA dehydrogenase; fatty-acyl-CoA biosynthetic process. Gene Ontology annotation, molecular function: glutaryl-CoA dehydrogenase activity; flavin adenine dinucleotide binding; fatty-acyl-CoA binding. The transcript is spliced from 12 exons. Bases 109 to 1425 code for a protein of 438 amino acids. NCBI's taxonomy places the organism in Eukaryota, Metazoa, Chordata, Actinopteri, Syngnathiformes, Syngnathidae. The record is from RefSeq and is a predicted model, not a curated record.
GACGUCACAGGCGUAAUGACGUCACCGGCAACGCUGUCAAACCACUGCAGCGAAGAAGUAGGAUCCUGGAACACGCAUUAAUUCCCCGAAGACAGACGAAUCUCCAUUAUGGCUCUGAGGAACGUGUGUCGCCUCUUGGCUCCAUCACAGAGAUGUACCAUCCUUUCAAUAGCUAGAGCUCAGGGCACUGCAGCACCUGCCAGGCGGGAUGCAGAGAAGACUGAGAAAUCAAAAGCACCGAAGGUCAACUUCGACUGGCGUGACGCUCUGGACCUGGAGGGCCUACUGACAGAGGAGGAGGUCAUGAUCAGGGACUCCUUCAGAACCUACUGCCAAGACAAACUGAUGCCUCGCAUCGUUUUAGCCAACAGAAAUGAAGUUUUCCACAGAGAAAUUGUGUCCGAAAUGGGGGAGAUGGGGGUCCUGGGUCCAACCAUUAAAGGGUACGGCUGUGCCGGAACAAGCUACGUGGCCUACGGUUUGAUCGCCAGGGAAGUAGAAAGAGUGGACAGUGGCUAUCGCUCUGCCAUGAGUGUGCAGUCGUCACUCGUCAUGUACCCCAUCAAUGCCUACGGCACUGAGGAGCAGAAACAGAAGUACCUGCCUAAGCUGGCACGGGGAGAGAUUCUGGGUUGCUUCGGGCUGACUGAGCCAAAUCACGGCAGCGACCCAAGCAGCAUGGAGACCCGAGCCAAAUACAACCCGUCCAGUCGUACCUACUCCCUCACAGGCUCCAAAACCUGGAUCACCAACUCCCCGGUGGCAGACGUUGCGGUGGUUUGGGCCAAGUGUGACGACGGCAGAGUCCGCGGCUUCAUCCUGGAGCGUGGCAUGAAAGGCCUGUCCACUCCAAAGAUCGAGGGAAAGUUCUCCCUGAGAGCAUCUGCCACCGGCAUGAUCCUCAUGGACGAGGUGGAGGUUCCAGAGGAGAACCUGCUUCCUCAUGUGUCCGGCCUGGGGGGCCCGUUUGGUUGCUUGAACAACGCUCGUUACGGCAUCGCGUGGGGAGCUCUCGGGGCUGCGGAGUUCUGCUUCCACGCGGCUCGCCAGUACACACUCGACAGGAUCCAGUUCGGCGUGCCGCUCGCCAGGAACCAGCUGAUGCAGAAGAAGAUGGCCGACAUGUUGACAGAGAUCACCAUCGGCUUGCAUUCAUGUCUGCAGCUGGGGAGACUCAUCGAGGACAAAAAGGCGGCCCCAGAGAUGAUCUCCAUGCUGAAGAGGAACAGCUGCGGUAAAGCUUUGGACAUGGCCAGGCAGGCCCGAGACAUGCUGGGAGGAAACGGCAUCGCCGAUGAAUAUCACGUCAUUCGCCAUGUCAUGAACCUGGAGGCUGUCAACACGUAUGAAGGUACCCAUGAUAUCCACGCCUUGAUCCUGGGCAAAGCCAUCACUGGACUGCAGUCCUUCACUGUGGACAAUUAGACCCAAAUUCUCUCUGCUGCUUUCCAACAGCUGCUGCCAGCUCUCAUGUAUGUGUGAGUAGACCAUAACGCCUAUUUAAUAUUUGCAGAGGAAUAUUUUUGUAAUUUCACAUAAAUGCAGUGAUUUUUGUCAAGUAAUUUGGUUACUGAAGUCUGCCAAGAUAAGAUCAAAACAUCUCAACUGUUGAUGGGCAGAUGAUGCUACAAGCACUUUAUUGUUUUUUGUCCAAGACGAUUAUGACUUUGCAUGACUUGCCACAGGUCAUCAUUUUUGCUUUGAAAUAAAAACUAUUUUAACAGUU